AUGGUAAUUGUUGACGCUGAUUGGGUCAAUGAAUCCGACCGAAUAGCUCACUGUAUAUACUGGGGCGGUUUGGUUGCUCUGCCGGUGAAUGGUGGCAAGUGUAACUGUUUCACUCAAUGCCAGUUGGCUAGAAAUUGUCAGGAAUGUAUGGGUCGCGGUCCCCCUUGUGCUUGGUGUUUCGACGAUGCAUACGACGAUACAGCAGAGGGUCCAGGUUAUCGUUGUGCUGAGCGUGACGUUCUGUUGGAGCGAAAUUGUCCCGCUGACAAAAUCGAGAGUCAAAACUCAACCCUGGUUGAUGUUGGCUCUCAAGACACCGAUGCACAGUUGACGCCAGUGCGCCAAAAAGUGUCUGUUCGUCCCCACGAUAGCCUAAGAACUGAUUUUACUUUUCAAUCGAUAACCGACUAUCCUGUGGAUAUCUACUUCCUUGUCGAUCAAAGUUAUACUAUGCGCGACGACUUAGAAACGGUCUCUCGACUUACCAAAGAUAUUGCCAACUCCUUUACUGCCGUUACAAAGGACCUUAGAAUGGGUUUCGGGGCAUUUGUCGAUAAGCCAGUUUUCCCUUUCAUCGUACCCACUCCUGAGGCUCAAGUUAAUCCCUGUCUCUAUGGUGUUGGUAAUCAAGAUCUCCAAUGCGAUCCACCCUUCCUCUACAAACACAUUCUCUCUCUUACCGGUGAUUUUGCCGAGUUUGAACGAAAGACUAUUUUGUCGCGGCCGUCAGGGAAUUUGGACAGUCCAGAAGGAGGGCUGGAUGCUCUCCUCCAGGUC
Hydatigera taeniaeformis is the source of this 777-nucleotide messenger RNA. NCBI's taxonomy places the organism in Eukaryota, Metazoa, Platyhelminthes, Cestoda, Cyclophyllidea, Taeniidae. The record is from the annotation of a GenBank genome assembly.